GCUGGAGGAGCGGCAGGGGCGGCGCCGACCCAGCCCCAGCCCCGCGGGUGGUAGCCCCGGGCGCCCCCGUCUGAAUGUGAGAAGGCAACACCCCCAGCCGGCGCCCUGGAGGGACGACAGAGGAGCACCAGCCUGCCACCAUCGCUGCAGGACCUGGCGGACGCGCCCCGCCUGGCCAUGACGGACAGCGAGGACGAGGGGUCGCUCGACGACGAGUGCCCCAUCAACGAGGAGUGGCUCGAGGACGUGCUGAGCUGCUACCACCGGCAGCGCUACGCCACGGACCAGCAGCUGUGCGUCAAGGUCGGGGACUUCGCCGUGCGCCCGGGCUGCGCGUCCAACGAGAGCGUGCUCAGCGACAUCGUGGCCGUGACGGUGGACUACAAGCUGCUGCUGGCGGUGGACCGCGGCCGCGAGGCGGAGGAGACGUCCCACACCCUGGCGCUCGUCGUCAAGCUCCUGCCCAGCGACCCCUUCUCGCGCGUGUUCGUCACCGAGGCCCAGUUUGACCUGCGCGAGAUCAGCUUCUACACCAAGGUGGUGCCCGACCUGGAGGCGCUGGAUCCGGACCAGGCGCUGCCCAUACCGCGCUGCUACUUCGCGCGGUACGCGCCCGCCACCGACGUGUCCGCGCCCGAGAGCCUGCUGGUGCUGGACAACCUCAAGGCGGCCGGCUACAAGGGCCAGCCCUUCUCGCUGGGCCUCACGCUGGCCCAGGCGCGCGCCGCGCUCGCCAGCGUGGCGCGCCUACACGCCCUCACCCUCGUGCUCAAGCUGCGCGACCCCGACGCGCGACCCCUGUCGGAGCGUUACCCGUUCCUGUUCGCCGCCGAGCGCGCCAGCGAGUCGUACCAGGAGCUGGUCGAGCGGGGCAUGCCGCUGGUGGACGACUUCCUCCGGCGGCAGCCCGGCAUGGAGGCCGUGGCGCGCGCACUCGCCCGCCUGCGCCCGCUCACCAAGGACCUGAUGACGGAGCUGCUGGCGCCGAGCGGCAGCCUCGCGCUCAUCACGCACACGGACUUCUGGUGCAACAACCUGCUCUUCAAGGACCAGGAGGGCGACGGCGAGCUGCAGUGCGCCGUGCUGGACUGGCAGAUGGCCACCUACUCGCGGCCCACCAACGACGUGGCCCUCCUGCUGCUGAGCUCGCUGCCCACGCAGCUUCGCCGCGACAAUGAGACGGACCUGGUCGACACCUACUGGCGCACGUUCACGUCCACGACGGCACGCCUGGGCGUCGACGUGGAGGUCGAGCACGGCUACGACCGCCGCCAGCUCGACGCCGACCUGCAGCGCUCGAAGCUGCUCGCAAUCCUGCUAUGCAUCGGGUCGGUCGAGGUGGCCAUCGGCGACCCCCUGACGGAGCAGCGCCUCGUCGACGUCCUCACCGACCUGCACCAGGACGGGGCGCUCGACAUCCCCGCCGCCGAGGCCGUCGAGACGCCGUGCGAACCGGAGCCCGACGCAUGAGCGAACGACGCGACCAAACGCAUCAUCGUGUGGAACGUUUAAGUGUAGUGAGUGUGAAAAGGGGCAGCUUCUGCAGUGAGCAAGAUGAAGACAAAAAGACACAAAAAGCCGAGUGAGUAAACUCCUGCGACCCUCCCCGAUAUUGUCUACGAAAUCCAAGUUUGUGAUCCCCACUGAGAUAUCAACGUCUGAUGUAAAGCUCAAAAGUAGUAAUGAGCCAGACUGCGUGUGUACCGUCGUUGCUGAUACAGUUGUUUCGAGGUUAUUUCCUUGCUUUUCUUUUCUCCAUUGUGACUGACGCCAAUUACUUAACAAAAAUGAAAAAAAAAAGUUAACCUACUCUUGUGAAGAUUUUUUACUUUAAAUUGACUGCUGCCCUAAAUAAUUGAAGUGACGAGAGAGGGCCAUUAUAUUUUGAGAUGAGUUGAAUGCGACCGCGAGGCAGAGGCAGAAGGCGAGGCGAGAACGGGACGAGAAAUUGAAGGAGGGAAAAGGGGGAUGGGGGGGGGGGGUAUAAGGAUUAUUAGCCAUUGCGGGCUGGUCCAGGCCGAGCGGCCGAGCCGUCCGACUGACAUGCUGACAUGACAAGCAAGACGUCGCCGCGUACAGCAACAGCGACGUGUUUCGUGGUCCAGAAGACGGACCAGACCCUACCAGCCCCAGGCAGGCAUCGACCUAGCAUAGCACGGCCUGGCCUGCCUGGUCGCCGGCCCGGUCGCACACGAGUGCGAAACGAAACACGAGCCGCGCUGCGCAGGCCGCAGGCACGUCGCGGCUGAGAAAGUGGCGCACCUGGCGCUACGGGCAGCGCGGCCCGGACCCAGCGGACCCCGAGCAGGACGCAUUCUCACCCAUCGACGAAUACGUCCCCUCUCGGCAAAAACCAUACAAUCACUAGACUAACAUUGAAAAUUGAUAUAACAUUUAAAAUUUCAUCUCCUUUCUUUAUUAUUUGGCUUGAUGAGAGUCAAAAUCACUUCCUCCUCAUAGGGCAGUGGACGUAUACCGCCGCCAACCACAACCCGAAUGCUGCAUUUUCACCGUUUGUGAUAUACUCCUUUUAAUUACUCACUGUAUACCAAAAGAAGGAGAGACAGAGAGGGAGAGAAAGAGAGGGAGAGAAAGAGAGGGAGAGAAAAAGAGGGAGAGAAAGAGAGAGAUAGAGAGCGGGGUCGAAUAAUAUGGGUCUCAGUCAUGCCGAGGAACCGACCCCCGCCGGGGGAACCACUGGAGACCCCGCUGAGGCCCUCUGGGCUGGGGGCGCAGCCAGGGGGUGGUGGCUGCCGCCUAACCCGACCUCCAUGCGACCGCGACCGCGACCGCUAAGACUGCUCGUGAAUCCCGCUUCACGUUUCAGACGAUAUUUUAACUUGUAUAAGAAAAUGUACUAUUACUUAUAGAGCUUUAUUGUUAUAAUUGCCUUGUUAUUUUUAUUGAACGAGUUGGAUUCUCGCACCGUGAAUACGCUACCGAAAAGGGUAUGGUAUGUGUGUGUGUUUGUGUCAGUGUGUAUCAUUAAAGCUCUCAGAGGGAACAAGAGAGUUCAUCUAGGAAUGUGCGAGAGACAACGAAAGGAAAGACCCGAAAGUAACGAAAGUGACUGACGGUCAUAUGUCAUAGUCAUAAGAGACGAACAAACGCGUUCUGUGAUCCCGGCGCCGAAUGUAAUUUCUGCGCCAAACUACUCCUAUAGCAUAAUCUUACUCUCGCACUGUUGUACUGUGAUGUGUAAAUGCCCAUGUACAAGCAGCACGCGCACAAAAACUUUUGAGAAAAAAAAAUCAUUGCAAACACCUUACUUUCAUGUCUCUCUAAAUUAUUGUUAAGGAACACUGCCGUAGUGGUCGCCAUGGUGACCGGAUGAGGGUGGCUUUUUUUCUCUCACACCAUCAUCGUCGUCCCAACAUGGGAAAGGACGCGUGGAGCAGCGGUGGCGGCCGCAGGUGCGUCCCGCUGCAGCAGCAGCCUGCAUUCCAGCUGCACAGCUGCGGACAGCAGUGGCGCGACGCACCUGCGGCCAGCUGCGGCGCGCGACACACGUCGCCAUGGCGACCAGGUAGCUGGGCACGCGAGCGUUCUGCACCCCGCCGCACCGCGGGCCGCGGCGGCGCCCCCGGCUCUGAGGCGCGACGGACGCUAUCAGGAAGCUACAGCAUAGGCGCCUCGAGGGCUUGCGUCGGGCAGCAGCAGGGGGGCACCCGACUUUGUUUCCUUCACCCUUUUCUUCUUAGUCUCGCCCGAUCCGCCUUCUACUUUAUCUGGAAAAUUGACUUCCAUUACUUUGUCAAGUGCCCCAGUCAGGCCAACGACGGCAUACUAGUUCACCCGCGUUCCUUCGCUUCCCUCCUUUUUUUUGCCCUCCCAUUCUUCUCCCUCGUCGAUGCCGGCAGCAGUGUUGCCAACGGCAAGGACCAGUGCUCCCACUAAACGCAGUACUGCGCGGCGGAGGCUCUGGCCCGUGCCGAAGUCGGCAACACUGCAGCUUCCCCUCCACUGCCCCUUGCCCGACGGAGAGCCCUCUCCUAGACGACUAGAGGAGGAAUAGAGUGAGGAGAGGUACCCGUCCGCCGCACAUUGUACCAGAGAAGUUAUUAUUAUUACUGACGAUUAUUAUAAUAACGAUGAUUGGAAUAAAGUUGUUACGUUUUAUUGCCA
This is a messenger RNA of Frankliniella occidentalis (western flower thrips), 4125 nucleotides long. RefSeq lists its product as uncharacterized. The record is from RefSeq and is a predicted model, not a curated record. The transcript is spliced from 6 exons. Lineage: Eukaryota; Metazoa; Arthropoda; Insecta; Thysanoptera; Thripidae. The coding region runs from base 178 to 1470 and encodes 430 amino acids.